UUGUCGUUUCCUUCUACAAUUCAGAGUAAUAGAUGUUCUCCGGUAGUCUCUUCCGUUCCGGCGAGAUCUCGGUCUCCUCCGGCGGUGAGUCCGGUUCCUCGAUCCGAUUUGGAUGCGUUUCCAAAACUUUCGGGUGAUUCAUCUAUUUCGAAUUGUGAGGUUUUGGAUGAGUUUUUGCCGCAAUUGCCACAUAGGCCCAGUAUUCCUUUUAGGCCCACACCUGGUCUUGUCUCUCUAUUCGCAAAAACGGGGACAGUGCGCCAGAAGGUUAGGUUUACGGAUCGAUCUGUGCCGCCUCCUUCGUACGCCGCUGUAGUUCGUCGUUCAAUGGAGAGAAAGAACCAGCGUCCUGUUCAUGGAGGGGGAGGACAAGGCAGCUUUGCUGCUCGUGCAAACUUUCAUCCAGGUCAUGGCGAGGGAGGUUUUCAAGGUGCUCGAGGCCGGUUUGGCAGAAAUCGCUUUGGAGCUCGGAAUUUUGGUGGAGGCCGGCAGGGGCAAGGUGGAAGAGGUUGGAACGGCAAUGGUGGGCAACCAAAUGCUGGUUCCCAUGGCGGAGGAGAUGGCUGGUUUGGACAGGAAAAAUUUAGAAAUACCGAAGGUGGUUUUGGUCUGCAAGCUAGGCCAAUUUUUGGGCAUAAUCCUGGGCUAAGGUUUGGGCAAUCUCCAACCUUUAGCUUUGGAUUGCAGCCGGUCCCGUUGCCGUUUGGUCAGUUUCCUCCGGUGCCGGCUGGUGGUGGCGACGCAUCUCUAUUGGCUGCCGGCAGUGGCUUGGCACAAUUUGGAGGAGCGGCUGCACAGUUUGGUGGCGGGAUGAUUGCGGGUGGUGUUGCGCAGGGAUCGACAGCAGCUCAACAUGGUGCCGGGUUGACGGGCGCCGGUGCACAGACUAGUAGCAACUCUGGAGGCAAUGGUUCUGUACUGGCUGGGAUUGCUCCUUUUGGUGAUAAUGUGCAUCUUCCUGGCGGGGUAGCUGGUGAUCGGCAUUUGACCGCUGUAGGAGAAUCUGGUGCCUCGGCUGGAGUGGUUGCAGUAUAGACGAUGGUUGGGACUUCACAACCAACCGUUACGCCAUCUACUCAAGAGAAUGCAGGUAGAGGUUUAAUUAUGGGGGACAAGAGCUCUGGUAAAGCAAAGGUGGAUAAUCAGCUGAGUGUGCAUGUAGGUGGCAAAGGUAUUAACAAGAAUCCAUAUUGUUAUAGAUGCUAUACUAAAGGCCAUACGUUGCAGGAAUGUACAUCUAAAUUUUACUGUGAGGUUUGUGAAAGUGAGGACCAUAUAGGAUCCAGGUGUCCUAUUUUUAGGUCUAAUAAUAAACCCUCAGCUGAGUUGUGUGGGUAUGCAGUGGAUGGUCUUGGUUUUUUUCAUAUCCCUCUUUCAGCUGGCCAGAGAAUAAAACAUGAUUCUAAGGCUGCCCUAGUUAAAGUAACUAGAGGACAAAUGACGGUGCAGACCGUUGUUUCUGAAUUGGAGAGAUUGAUUCCUGGAAAUUGGAAGUGGGUGGUGGAAGAUAAUGGAGAUAACACUUUUCGUACUAUUUUUCCUUCUGCUGCGGAACUGAAACGCAUGGUAGAAUGGGGAAUAGUACAUACUAAGGUUAGUGAUGCAGAAAUGAAGAUAAUUGAAAGGGGAGUUAGUAAUGAGGUGAAAUAUGUGUUGCCAAAGGUAUGGGUUCAAUGCAAAGGCUUACCUUCUGAGUUAAGGGAGUUUUUAAUUAUUUGGGCGGUUGGUUCAAUGUUAGGUAUUACAAAAAUGGUUGAUAUGAAUUUUACUAGAAGAUAUGACAUUGCUCGUUUACAAGUUCUGGUUUUAGAUCCCUCUCUUAUCCCUGAUGUGGUGGAUGUGGUUAUUGGGGAUAAUUUGUAUGAGCUGUGUUUUAAGGUGGAGCCAGAAAAUGGGCUUGAUGUGCCUGAACCCAUGGACAUGGAUAAUAGUGGUGAUAGAGAAGAUGGUAAAAAUAUGGAUGGGAGUGAUGUGCAAGAUAAGGGUAAGGGAUCAGAUGGAAGUAAUUUUAAGGAUGGUUCCCUACUGCAAGGUGGUGGCCAGUUUAGUGGUUCUGUUUCAGGAAAAGGAACGUCUUCUGAGCCAUCUACUCAGGUUUUGUCACCUAUUAUUAAAGGAUUCUCAGGUUUUGUCACCUAUUAUUAAAGGAUUGACAGUAUCUGAUGAGGAGUUUGAUGGGCUUGUGGAGGAAUCUGUUGGGGCAGGAUCAGUUAAGUCUCAUGAAAGUCUAGCUGUUAAGUUAGCGGCAGUACCUGACACGAUUCUCUCCCCUACUAGACAAAGCAAGAGAAGAGCAAGUGAUAGUGAUCAACUCACUUUGCAGAGGGCUGAAAAGAUUAAAGCUGGGAGGAAUUUGGAGGUUCAGAAUGUUAAAGGUGCUUUUCAGGGCAACGUAUUGGCUUCGGGGUUGGGCUCAGUUGCAAAGGCAUGAUGAAGAUAUCAAGCUAAUAAAUGAUGAAUGUCGUAAACUUGAGACGACAAUUAUGCAUCUAUUUGCCAACUUCGGGUGGAGGUUCUCUAUUAGAAUUCAGUAGUUAGGGGAUCUUUUUCUUUUGUUGGUGUCUAUUAGUUUGCUUAGCUUUGUUUCUGCUAUCGUGAACUUUCUGUGUGAGUUCCAUAAUAAUUGGCUGUAACUCUUAGAGUAAAGGCCGGAAUGUUACAUUCCAUUAUCUAAAAAAAACUAGAGGGAGUAACUGGGAAGAUCAACAGCAUACCGUACGCUUAAUUACUCUACACGCAUGUAACCCAGCUGGUAUAUAGCUUUUCCACAUUUCCAGUUACUCGAUUGGAAUGCAAUGCUUUUGAGUAAA
Messenger RNA from Oryza sativa Japonica Group (Japanese rice), 2810 nucleotides. The record is from RefSeq and is a predicted model, not a curated record. NCBI's taxonomy places the organism in Eukaryota, Viridiplantae, Streptophyta, Magnoliopsida, Poales, Poaceae.